AUUCUGAUGGACACAAGACAGAGCAAUGUGAAGUAAGUUUGAAUUAAUAAACACAAGAUAAUUAGUUCAUAUUUUAGAGGCGAUGAAAGUGUAGGCGUAGCAUUCUGCAGUUACUGUGUUCAGAGUUUCUAUCACAUUUCAGGUUCAAGUGCCGCGCCCCCCCCCCCCCCCCCAGGGCCGGCGAUAGAUAUUUUUAGGUUGGGGGGAAAUAGGCCAUUGUCGCCCUCGGGAAAAUUAUGGGAAAAGUUCAGAAAUGUGUUGUUUUUUAUUUUAACAAAUUUUGCCGCCUCCGGUGGUUUGGGGGCCUGUGUGAUGAUCCGCCCCCCCCCCUCACCCGAGAACAAUAAGUUCAACGAUAAUGUAAAACUAAAGGCCUAUUUUUUGUUUAAUCAUAAUUUUUAUUUCACAGCAUCCUAAACGGCUUAGUGAAUAGUAGGCAUAGAGUCACCCAUUAGAAUUAGUGAAAUACCUCAAUCAAAUAUUGAAACGGUCGAUAGAUUUGAUGAUCUGAAUAUUUAAGACACGGUAGAACCUCCUCCUCCCCCUUCAUACGCCCCCAGUUCAUUGAUUUGUAAUUAAUAUUCUUAAAAUAAUUAUGGUAUGUAAAAAAAAAAAAAAAAUGUCCCGCUUUAAAGUGACAUAAAUAAUCUAUAGAACCAAUCUAAGAAAUAUUAUUUAAACGGUCGAUAGUUUUGAUGAUCUGAAUAUUUAAGACACGGUAGAACCUCCCCCUCCCCCUUCAUACGCCCCCAGUUCAUUGAUUUGUAAUUAAUAUUCUUAAAAAAAUUAUGGUAUGUAAAAAAAAAAAAAAAAUGUCCCGCUUUAAAGUGACAUAAAUAAUCUAUAGAACCAAUCUAAGAAAUAGUAUUUAUUUUGGUAAAUUUAGGUAAUAUUUAAAUUUCUAAUAAAAGAAAAGGAAAGCCUAGUUAUUAACGUUUUGUUAAUAUGAAUAUGUAUUACGUCAGUACUUUUUUGUGACAAGGGCAGAUAAUGAAACUUUUUUUCAAAACUAUUAUUUUAGCUAUAAAGAAAUCACAAUAAAUGCCAAAGGGACUGUUUCAGAUCUAAUGAUGACAAAGGUAGGUGUCAUUUUAGUACAGAAGUCAUAAUUAAUAAUUCGACCGUUUGUGUGUUAUACAAAUAAAAUAUAAAAAAAGAUGAAAUAUUAUUAUUAUUAUUAUAUUUCACAUGUGCUUUAAAAAAUUCAAUCUUUAUUUUAGUUGAUUUUUGUAAUUUAUAAAUUAAUUGAUACCAUUGAUUUCAGAAUGAUUUAAUAAUAAUCUAUUUAUAGUAUUAUGAAAGAAGACUGUGAAACAGAUUGGGUCAAUAAUUUUAUUUUAAAUAUGUCAUGAGGCCUAUGUUGACAGCGGAGAACCUCUUACAUUCUGGGAAAGUGACAUCAUGACAGAAAUUCAUGUACAGGGUACAAUCAAUAAUCCUAAAAGGAAAGGUAAUUUUCACAGGACUUAGUAAAAUGAUUUUUUUUUUUACUAUUAACAGCAACAGACAUCUUUAUGAAAUUGAUUUUCUUUCAAAUUUGUUCUUUACAAUUAUUAUAUUUAUUUCCUUUCUGUUACUAAAGUGUUACAUAAAAGUAAAAGUCAUUUAACGGUAAGUUUAAAAGAGUAUUUAAACAGCAUUUAAGGACAAAAAUUAACCGAGUAGAUCAGCCAAUGUUUUGUGUUAAUUUUAGUGUUAUGCUAUAAAAAAUAUAUGUGUUAUGAUGUGUCUCAUAAAAUUAAAUUUAUCACUUAAUGACUUAUUUAAUAACUUCAAUUUUUAUAUGAUAUUCAAAUUAACAUUACUUGACUCGUGCAAAUAAGGCUAUUUCAGUUGAACAAUGUGUUGCACAUAUCUACAUUUUAAUUUUAGCUUUGGUACACAUCUAAUGUGCGUUAUUGAAUGCUUUUCAUGUGUCCCCAAUAGAUUAUAGCUAAGAAAUAUAGAGCAGCUAAUCGACUAUUCUAAAUUUUUUCAUUUUAUUAGUUCCUUUGUACAAAUAAUUGAUCAUCCCAUGUAGUUUACCUUAACUGAUAUGAAACUUCUCCCUUUGUACAAAUAUUUGAUCUGCCCAUGUAGCUUACCUUAACUGAAAUUUCUGCCCAAUAUAAAAAAAAGAAGAAACAGGUAGUUAAAAGUUAUAGAUUCCAGAAACCUACAGCAUUGUAAUGUUAAUCAGGUACCAAAACCCUUGCCUGAUGAUUUCAGUUACUCAUAUAUCUAAAUCUGUGCUUCAGUCUAUUGCUGACACAGCACCAAGCCCCUGAAAUACUCUUAAUGGUACUAUUCUCUGCCUAACACAUCAGCUGAGCCUGUUAGUAACAGCGCUACAAUAAUCAAACCAAGAAUUAUUUUUGAGCAGUUGUUCCCUAUUCAUGUUCUAAUAGUGUUACCUUCAUUUCAUGCUAAUAUUUAUAUGGUUAGAAGCUUGCUACAGAACUCUUACAAUGACUGUUUCAUAUAUCAAUGUGCAAAUAUAUUGUAGAUGAAUACUGGACAAUAGAGAUGGCCAUACCCUUCUCAGCUCUAUACCAGGGCUCUGGGGCUUCACUCAACAGAUCAGCCCCUGAGCAAGGUGAAACGUGGAGGGCUAAUUUUCUGAGGUAUUAUUUUAGAACCUGAGUCAUCAUAUCCUUUUAUCAAGCACAGCAAUAAUUACCAGUACAAAGUGUGCAAGUUUUUUCCAUGUUAAAUUUCAGUUUAAAUAUUUCAGUAGUCUUAAGAGCAUCAGAUAAAGGCAUUUAAAAUUCUUUUUAUUUUAAAUCUUAACUUUGUUGUAUUUUAUCUUUACAGAGCAGAGUGGCCCAUCAAAAACUAUGGCACAUAUUAUGAAAAGGUAUUAUUAAAAAAAUUAUCUGAUACAACAGAUCUGUUCUGUUCAAGGCAAAAUUUAAAGGUUGCUAUUUGUGAAGCUAUCAAUAUGUCUUAUUUACUUUUAUUCAGUGGACAAUUGCAGGAAACCACGUGUUUUUAUUUAAUUUUUUAAAUUCAUUGGAAGUUCUUUUUUGUCCUCAGCAAAUUGAUGCCAGUACAGAAUGGUGGGUUUGGCAAUCACCAGAAGUCAUAAAUGUCCACUUACCAGAAAGGUUACAAAUAUAUUUAAUUUAACCGUUACUUUACUGGUAUCUAAAAUAUGAGACAUAAUGAGCACAAUUUUUAAACAACUCUACAACCGAAAUGGAAUUAAAUUAUUGAUUUCCUGCAAAAUUAUAACAUUAUUAAAUUUUAUUUCUUUUCCAUUGCAAAUUUUUUUUUUACUUCCAUCAAUGCCCAAAAAGAUUAAAUAAUGAAAGUUAUAUGAUUUAAAGGUUUUAUAAACAUGCUAUGAGAGAAUGUACAAAUUAUACCAUAAUAAAUUUGAACCAUAAUAUGGAAGGCCUACAUUAAGAUCCAACUGCUCUUGCAGAUGGGGUUUAAUCCAGUUCCAAGAUGCUGAAGUCAACAGCACACGAUUCCAGACCAGUGAUAAAUGGAUCACAACAAAUGCUUUGCUGGACACAUACGCUGCUCUUAAAGUAAGACUAACAUUCACACUUUGUUUCUUCUGAGAAGUUAAAGAUUAAUUUUGAUUUCGUGCUCUUGCAUGCAGAUUUGAUUCUAAACCCCAGACAGGUAGCACAAAAUUUAAAUUUUUAUACUGUUUAGUUAAAACUAUUUCAAAUAAAAUUAAUGUGUUUGAAGAGGUAUCAAUUUUUGUUGCUUGGUAUAUUUGGAUUUGUGUUCAAUAAUAUUCCAGAAACCUACAACUCUAAUUUUAUUCAGGUACCUAAAUUUGCUUCAAUGAUAAUACUCUAAUGAUAAAAGUUAAUUUAAUUUUUUAUUUCAUUUUUUUCCCUCCAGUCUUUUCACGCUGUGACAGGUCGGUAUACAGAUCGUAAAGAGUUGCUGCAUCUACCUCCAUAUAUUGUUUCAGGGAAAUGUCUGGCAGAAGUCAAUAUUGAACUUGACUGGACUGGUUUCAAGGUCACAGCCAAAGCUCUUGGUAAAAACAAAGAGGAAGGUCACACACGAACAGAUCAUUUCCUAUGGUUUGGCAAGGAAGACAUGCAAUAUUUUUAAUUUUUAAGAAUUUUUCAAUUUUAGGAAUUGUGAAUUAUAUUGCAUUUUCCUUAUCUUAAUUUUGUACAUCUUUUUUUAAAAUGAAAAACGUUAACUAAAAUCAUUAAGAAAGUAUAAAUAUAUGGGAACAUUGUCAAAUAACUGUUCUCAAAUGCCAAUGCUAUUCAAAAUUGAUACAAAUGUUUAAUUUAUAAUUAUCAAAAUAUAAAAUAUGUUUUAAAUAGAAUGACCAUGCCAUUAUUACACAAUUGAAACACAAUCUGAAAGUGGUAAGAAUGGAACAUAACAAUCAUGCUUUGAAAUGAAAGAAGAAAGAAUCACAUGAGAAUGUUUAUGUCAUUUUAUUGCAUAACAAUUAAAAUGUUCUAUGUAUACAAGGUCAAAUGGUGAAAUACAAGAAUGUCUGCCAAUUUUUUUUUGGUAAUAUUGCCAAUGAUAAAUGUUUGUUUAGCACUUAACUAGUUCACAGAGGAUUGUAUUUGUAUAAAGUUCAAUUAUUGUUACAUUUCAAGUCUUGGUGAACAGUUCAAAAUACUUGGAAAGGACAAUUAAAACUCUUUUUUCUUAUUCAUUUUUUAUAUCUCAUUGUUUAUUCUGUCAUGCUAAUAUCAUUUACUCAAACUUUUCAAGAGAUAAACCUCAAGCAAUACAAAAAUGCAUAAUUAAGUAAAUACCAGUAAAUUAUUAAGAUUGAAAAAAAUUAAUGAAGAAUAUUAGGAUUGUUGAAAUUAAUUAAUCUUAACACCUG
Messenger RNA from Lymnaea stagnalis (great pond snail), 4807 nucleotides. The record is from the annotation of a GenBank genome assembly. Lineage: Eukaryota; Metazoa; Mollusca; Gastropoda; Lymnaeidae.